Messenger RNA from Pocillopora meandrina, 379 nucleotides. The record is from the annotation of a GenBank genome assembly. Lineage: Eukaryota; Metazoa; Cnidaria; Anthozoa; Scleractinia; Pocilloporidae.
AGAAAACCAAACUUUACACCAGUCGAAUGUGCAGUUAUUUUCGAACAAGUGGAAGAAAAUAUCAAAAUCACCAAUAGUAAAUUUUCCACGACACUUUCAAACAAAAAUAAAAGUCAGGUAUGGGAGUUAAUAACUGAAAAAGCCAAUGCGCCCGGAGUUGCGAAAAAGAACUAUCAUGGAAGUGAAGGAAAAGUGGAGAGAAAUGGUCAGAGGAGCAAAUAAAGAAAAUAGCAAACGUUCUACUGCAAGAAAGAAGACCAGGGGUGGAAAGAAACCAGAUGCCUUAAAGGCUACAACGGGAAAAAUUGUCGAGCCAUUUGAAACAGACCCGUCUUUCAGCGGCAUUUUGGGCGGCAUCGAUUCUGUUAACGCGUGGUAA